Molecule: messenger RNA, 921 nt
Organism: Exophiala xenobiotica
Lineage: Eukaryota; Fungi; Ascomycota; Eurotiomycetes; Chaetothyriales; Herpotrichiellaceae
Exons: 1
Coding region: 1-921 (306 amino acids)
Source: RefSeq, a predicted model, not a curated record
AUGGCCACGGCUCAGACAGCAACCACUCAAUACGUGAAGGCCGCGAAUGGCGUCCGCUUCGCCUACCGCCGCAUCGGCUGGUCGAUCGGUACCCCACUGGUAAUGCAUAUCCACUACCGAGCCAACAUGGACCUCUGGGACCCAUUGUUCGUCAACGCCCUCGCCAAGUCUCGCGAAGUCAUCCUCUUCGACAACGCCGGCGUGGGCCGCAGCACCGGCGACGUCCCCGAGACCUUCCAAGGCUGGGCCGACCAGGCGAUCGCGUUCAUGGAGGCCCUCGGUCUCAAACAAGUCGAUUUCAUGGGCUUCUCGAUGGGCGGCUAUGCCGCGCAGUACGUCGCGCUAACAGCACCGCACCUCGUCCGCAGAUUGAUCCUCAGCGGAACAAGCGCCUCGACUCCCUCUGCAGAACACAUCGCCGGAGUCGUCUGGCCUCGCGAGAAUGCUGCACCCGAACCGGUAAAGGCACUGUCCGAAGCCGUCACCACGGAAGAAGGGCGCAAGGCUUUGGCAUUUUCGUUCUUUUACGACGACGACCAGGGCCGUGCGGCAUUCGACAAGUACUGGGCCCGAGUCCAGGAACGCACGGCUGAAGCCCUUGUUCUGGACCUUCUAGAACGCGAUGGAGGGGCGAAGAGGCAGAUGGCCGCCGCUAUAGAGUCUUUCAGGGCGACGCCCAGUGGGUCAUUCGACAGGCUCAAAGAGCUCAAGAUGCCGGUCCUCGUGGCUAAUGGUGACAACGACACGCUGAUCCCAUCGAGCCGCAGCUGGGAGUUGAUGACACAGAUUGCUCAUGCGCAGUUGGUCAUAUACCCUCGUGCUGGACAUGGAUUUUUGUGGCAGUACCCGGAGCUGUAUGCGGCACACGUCAAUAUGUUCCUCGAUGGGACGGAAUACGACCACCUGGUGCCGAAAUUGUAG